This is a messenger RNA of Panicum hallii, 4292 nucleotides long. Its product is annotated as putative disease resistance protein RGA4. The record is from RefSeq and is a predicted model, not a curated record. The transcript has 4 exons. Gene Ontology annotation, molecular function: ADP binding; protein binding. NCBI's taxonomy places the organism in Eukaryota, Viridiplantae, Streptophyta, Magnoliopsida, Poales, Poaceae. Bases 60 to 4019 code for a protein of 1319 amino acids. Gene Ontology annotation, biological process: defense response to fungus.
CGUUGUCUCACUUCCACUCUUGUUGAGUUUUGACCAACUCCACAGACGAAGCAGCAGCCAUGCCGAAGCUGGAGGCCAUGCUCGUCUCCUCCGUCCUGAGCGUGGUGAGCCAGCAGAUCGGCGCCACCAUCAGAGGCCAUAUCAGGCUGCAGUGGGACUUCAACAAGGACCUCAUCAAGAUGAAGAUGGCGCUGGAGUCGGUCCAGGCCGUGCUCAAGGACGCCGAGAGGCAGUCGAUCCAGGAUGCGACGGUGCGGCUGUGGCUCAAGCGCCUCAAGGACGCCAUGUAUGCCAUCUCCGACAUGCUCGAUGAGUUUGAGUCCGGCAACAAACCGGCUCGAUGGAAGUUUGCAGCUAUGAUCCCUGGUAUCGCAAUUGGUCCCAGGUUUUCUAUGGCUAAUAAGAUGAAGAAAAUGAGAGAGGAAUUGGAGAACAUCACAAAUCAACACCAGAAUUUCAGAUUCACAACAGACAUCAGCUCCAUUGUUCAGCCAUUUCUUGAUGAACGGGAAACAGAUUCAUACUUGAAUGAUCAAACACUCAUUGUAGGGAGGACGGAAGAGAAAAUAAGAAUAACGGAUUCCUUAUAUGAGAGCACGAUGGAAGGCAUCACAAUCCUUCCUAUCUAUGGCAUUGGAGGCAUUGGCAAGACAACCUUAGCAAAACUGGUUUUCAAUGAUACCCUAUUCAAAGAUUAUUCGCAGGUAUGGAUCUACGUGUCUCAGAUAUUUAAUUUGAAUAAAAUUGGCAACUCUGUAAUAUCGCAAUUAUCAAAAGGGGAGAGUCAUAUAGCUGAAAAGCAAAGGAUGCGCACCCGUCUUGCGGAGCUACUUUCUGCUGCCGGCAAGAAAAUUUUGAUUGUUUUAGAUGACCUGUGGGAAGAAAACGAAAUCCAAUUGGAAGAACUGAAGGGUAUGUUAACGGUUGGAGGAGAGGGUGGAAAGGUCAUUGUCAUAGUAACCACACGCGACGAAGCCAUUGCCAAGAAAAUUUGCACUGUUCAUCCAUACAAGUUACCACCUUUGGCGGAUGAAAGGUGCUGGGAUAUAAUCAAACAAAAAUGUGCCUUUGAAGCUAGAGAUGAUAAAGAUCAUGUAGAGUCGAUAGGAAGGGACAUCGCAAUGAAGUGCGGAGGUGUCGCUUUGGCGGCUCAAGCACUUGGAUACAUGUUGAAACCUUUGACUUUCGGUGAAUGGGAGGCGGUGAAAAAUAGUGAUUUCUGGAAUUUGCCUGCUUUUGAAGAUGAACCUUCUCCACAGCGCAAUGUGCUUGCAUGCUUGCUAUUGAGCUAUAAGAGUAUGCCAUCACACUUGAAGUUAUGCUUUGCAUAUUGUGCAAUCUUCCCGAAAGGCCACAAGAUAGUUAAAGAUGAUCUGAUUCACCAAUGGAUUGCUCAUGAUUUCGUUGCACCAUCUAGCAUAUUCUCUACUAGGCAACUUUGCGAGAGUUAUGUCAAGCAGCUUUUGGGAUUGUCCUUCCUUCAACAUGCCAAGUCAUUUUCAACUAAUGUAGUGCAUGGCCGAGAUGUUUCAUUGUUCACUAUGCAUGACUUGGUGCAUGACCUCGCGAGAUUUGUCAUGGCUGAUGAACUUCAUGACACUGGCAAAGUUCGAAGCAUUUGGGGAAGCAAUUGCCGCUAUGCUGUGGUCACAGAUUGUAGCAAGCCGCUAAAUUCAUCUGUGAUUUCUCCUUCAACAAUAAGGGCGCUGCAUUUUCAAGGCUGCGGCAACGUUGUACUUCAUGGUGUUGCAUUUUCAUUUGCCAAGUAUCUACGCGUGUUGGAUUUAAGUGCAUGUUUCAUACAGAAGUUGCCGGAUUCCAUCAGUGAACUAAGACAGCUGAGGUAUCUUAAUGCUCCAAGGGUUCAAAAUCAAAUGCUUCCCAUGUCUAUCACCAACCUUUCGAAAUUAAAGUAUCUAAACCUUCAUGGAUCGUCAAUCACAUCACUGCCUGGGCCGAUUGGUGAAAUGAAAUGUCUGAAGUAUCUUGAUUUAUCUUUCUGUCAGCAUAUAAAUGAACUCCCAUGUUCAUUUGUGGGGCUAACACAGCUGGACCAUCUAGAUUUAUCAAACUGUUCAGGUGUUAAAAUCUUUCCUGAAUUAUUAGCAUGGCUAACAGAGUUGGUGCAUCUGGAUUUAGCAGAGUGCAGUUAUUUUCAAGGUACAGGGGAGAUUCUGGGUGAUCUUACAAAACUUCAAUAUCUGAAUUUAUCUCAAAGAUUUUCGAGAGUAGAAAAUUUGGUUGGAUUGCAAGAAGGGAUCAGCAAUCUCACAGAACUCCGAUACUUAGGUCUAUCAGGGAGUAUGGCCUCUAUCUUCUGCAGCCCAUUGACAGAUGAUCUGGAAGGCUUCAUUGACAGUAUCAGUACCCUUCCGAAUCUAGAGCAUCUGAACUUAUCUCGGAAUAGUAUCAUAACCUUCAUACCUGAGUGUAUUGCCAAGUUAAGGAAGCUGCAUACACUGGACCUCUCCGAUUGCGACAAUCUAGGGAGGAUUCCAGGUAGUAUAGCUAGUAUGGACAAUCUCAAGAUCCUCAAUGUGAAGGGCUGUGAUCAACUUAAUGAGCCCAAAAUCUUUCGACCCAACUCUUUUGCAUUAUUGCCACACUUUGUAGUCCACAGUGAUGAUGGUGGUUCCAGUAGUAAUAUUAGUCUGCUUCGGCAAGCAUAUCCUGAUGAGCUGAAGAUAACUAGACUUGAACUUGUCAAGUUCGCACAAGAGGCUCAGAGUAUAAACCUGAUGAAAAAACUAAGAAUAGAAAAACUGAAACUUGACUGGACUACACACGCUCAGAGGUCUUUGGAGGACAUACAAGUGUUGAGAGAGCUAGUACCACCAAGCACCUUGAAGGAGUUUGAGAUACAUGGUUAUAAUAGUAAACGCUUUCCAUCCUGGUUUAUGGCCAUUGCAAAUUACCUUCCAAAUCUUGUCAAAAUUGAGAUGGAGGACUUGCCUAAGUGCAUUAUUUUGCCACCACUUGGUCAAUUACAAAGCCUGGAAAAGCUAGCUAUCAGAGGAAUGGAUGGCAUCACAAAAAUCGAUGAAAGUUUCUCUGGUGGGAAAGCGAGAGCCUUUCCUCGACUGAAGGCAUUUGAACUAAGAUGUAUGAAAAGCCUUGAAGAGUGGGAUACAAUGUACUCAUAUGGAGAAGGUGGAGUGAAGGAAUUCAUGUUCCCUAACCUUAAAGAGUUGACAAUAAGUGAAUGCCCCAGGUUAAGGUUGAAACCACAUCCCCCAAGAGCUAAGAAUUGGAUUGUACGGAACAGUGAUAAUGUAAUGUCUUCAUGGGGUGAGAGAGGGCACACUGGUGCUUUUUUCUUUGCUCCAGGAACUAAUCUGCAUGUUGUAUCCUGCGGCGUGCCUCUGCAUCAAUGGAGGUUGCUUCACCAUCUCCUUGGACUGACUCAUUUAAAAAUUGAGCAUUGCAGUGAUCUGAGCAGCUCAUCACAAAUUGCCGAAGAUCUCUUCACCCUCCAAUCACUGCAUCUGACCCACUACUUAGGAGACAAUAAUCAAUCAAAACUUCCAGAAUGGUUGGGUGAUCUCACAAAUCUACAGAUGUUAGUAAUCGAUGGGUACCCCGAGCUAGUAGCACCGGUAGAGAUCGUUGAGAAACUCACUUGCCUACAAUCUCUGCGGUUGUUGCAUUGUAAAAGCAUGACAACACUACCUGAAUGGUUGGGAGGACUCACCUCUCUCAAGCACCUGGAGAUCACAGACUGCCCAGCACUGAAUAAUUUGCACAAGAGCAUGCAAAAGCUCUCCACCCUCCAUUCGCUAACAAUAAAAAAUUGUGAUAGCUUGUUGUCACCUCUAGAAUGGUUGGGUAGCCUUUUUGCUCUAGAAGAACUAUAUAUCUUGGAUUGCGAGGGCAUCAAGUCUUUUCCAGAGAGUAUAGAAAAUCUGUCUAGGCUCAAAGAACUACAAAUUUCUGGCUGCCCUGAUUUGGAGCAGUGGUGCGAAUCAGAUAGGAUCACAUGGAAGCUCUCUCGCAUAAAAGGAAAGCGUAUCAGUGAAUAAUGGUAGCGAGCUCAACCAGUAACUGGGACCAAGGCCCAUGGCCUUGAGGCUGCGAAAUCCAGAAACUUAAUCAACACAAAAGAUCUUUACUGCGUCUGAAGGAGCUGCCAGAAUAUAUGUGCAUGCUCAAUAGAAGCCCUCGGCUUGUAAGAGGUUUGUUGUGAAUUAUUGUAGUUUGUUCUGGUUAAACAGCUAUAUAGAUAUUUUAUUCGAGACCUCUGGAAUAUAAUUGUAGCCGAUUGAUAUUUCGAGUAUAAACGAAUUGUUCUCCUA